This is a messenger RNA of Acanthoscelides obtectus, 357 nucleotides long. The record is from the annotation of a GenBank genome assembly. NCBI's taxonomy places the organism in Eukaryota, Metazoa, Arthropoda, Insecta, Coleoptera, Chrysomelidae.
AUGAAUCAAGAAAUCUACGAAGAACUGCUCUUCGCAAGAACUUUGAUAACCGACACUAAAGCGUUUCUUGCCAGAGUUAAACUAAUGAAGCAAAAUAUUGGAGGGGGCGAAUUUUCUCAGUUCCCCAAUUUGUCACAGACAAGCUGCCAGGAAGACGACGUUUCAACUUACGUUCAACAUUUAAAUGCCCUCUAUUCAGAUUUUGAAUCUAGGUUUGAGGAUAUUUUGACUAUGGACACAGUUGAACACAGUCACGUGAACAGAAAAGCAUGCGUUGCUGGGGCAUUGCUGGACUUGCAAGGUUACAUUCUAUCUGGUUUUAGACGAACAUGUCGAUCCUAUCGGGAUAGCUGGUAA